AGUAGUGUCGGUGAGACCAAUGGCUCGCGGCCAGCUGAGAGUACUGCACGCCCUGGAUGUGGCAAGGACGCAGCUUUACCACUUCACGGCGACCAUGAUCGCCGGCAUGGGUUUCUUCUCCGACGCCUACGACCUCUUCUCCAUCUCCCUCGUCGCCGAACUCCUCACCUACCAGUACUACCAGGGAUCAACUCCUCGCGUAGUAUCCGCCACCAUCAACGGCAUCGCGCUGUGCGGCGCCGUCCCCGGCCAGCUCGUCUUCGGCUGGCUCGGUGACAAGAUGGGCCGCAAGCUCAUCUACGGGGUCACGCUCGUCCUCAUGAUCGCUUGCUCCCUCGCCUCCGGCCUCUCCUUCAGCAAGCGCAAGGGGAAGAACGUGGUGACCGUGCUCUGCUUCUUCCGUUUCUGGCUCGGCGUCAGCAUUGGCGGUGACUACCCGCUCUCGGCAACCAUCAUGUCGGAGUACGCCAACAAGAGGACGCGCGGCGCCUUUAUCGCGGCUGUUUUCGCCAUGCAAGGUUUUGGCAACCUUGCAGCUGGGAUCGUUGGCAUGGUGGUGUCAGCGGCCUUUGAGAACAGCAGUCCAUCCAACGCUGACUUUGUCUGGCGAAUUGUUCUCAUGUUCGGCGCCAUACCGGCAGCCCUCACCUACUACUGGCGCAUGAAGAUGCCCGAGACGGCACGGUACACCGCGCUCGUCGCCAAGAACGCGAAAAAGGCUGCCUCAGACAUGUCCACCGUGCUCAACGUACACAUCAUCCCCGAAGAAGAAGCCGUGAACGAGCUCACAAGGCAAGACCAGUAUGGUCUCUUAUCAGCGGAGUUCCUCCGCCGCCACGGUAUCCACCUCCUCGGCACCACCGUGUGUUGGCUCGUCCUCGACAUUACCUUCUACUCGCUUAACCUGUUCAUGAAGGACAUCUUCACCAAGGUAGGGCUGCUUCCAUGUCCGGACAAAGACAACCCGCUCAAGCGCAUGAUCAAAAUAACCGAAGUGCACACGGCCAUCGCACUCUGCGCUACAUUGCCAGGGUACUUUGUCACCGUCAUCUUCGUGGACCGCAUUGGCCGUGUCAAGAUCCAGCUGCUCGGGUUCACCAUGAUGUCCAUUUUCAUACUCUGCCUCGCCGUCCCUUAUGAUCACUGGAUCGAACAAGGGAACAAGUACGGCUUUGCUGUCAUGUAUGGAAUGACCUUGUUCUUCGCCAACUUUGGGCCCAACACCACAACAUUCAUCAUUCCAGCGGAGAUCUUCCCGUCAUGGCUACGCUCGACAUGCCACGGGAUAUCUGGGGCGUUCGGGAAGAUCGGCGCCAUCAUCGGCGUGUUUGGCUUUGUGAACACGGAAAAAGACGUCCGAAGAAUGCUGUUUGCGCUUGUUGGGUGCAACCUAGUUGGUCUUAUGUUUACCCUCCUGCUGCCCGAGUCGAAAGGGAAGUCCCUAGAGGAUAUAACAGGAGAAAUGGAAGAACAACAGCCACAGGAUGACGCCGCAGCGGUUGCUGCGGCUGAGUGUAUACGCGUGGUGGCUAUUUAGUCGAGUUCUCUUCACGGUACAUACAUCGGUAUAUAUGUGUGCUACUACAUCGUCGAUAUAUGUUUAUUUAUUGAUGUUGCCAUGCAAAUGUGCCAUGAGCUUUUUUUUAUUCAUGGUUCCUUGCAAAUGUUCCAUGAUGCCAAGGCCGCGGUCUUUAAUGGUAAUUCGGCAACCUAGGGUUUGUCUAAUGGUAAUUUUGUAAUUUCCUCUUAAGACUACAACCAUGGGGUAGGUCCAAUAAAUAUUAUGUAUG
Messenger RNA from Phragmites australis (common reed), 1790 nucleotides. Its product is annotated as putative inorganic phosphate transporter 1-13. Gene Ontology annotation, biological process: transmembrane transport. The transcript is spliced from 2 exons. Gene Ontology annotation, molecular function: transmembrane transporter activity. Gene Ontology annotation, cellular component: membrane. The coding region runs from base 20 to 1537 and encodes 505 amino acids. The record is from RefSeq and is a predicted model, not a curated record. NCBI's taxonomy places the organism in Eukaryota, Viridiplantae, Streptophyta, Magnoliopsida, Poales, Poaceae.